This is a messenger RNA of Musca domestica (house fly), 1707 nucleotides long. It is a transcript of the gene SamDC, whose product is annotated as S-adenosylmethionine decarboxylase proenzyme. The transcript has a single exon. Bases 405 to 1487 code for a protein of 360 amino acids. The record is from RefSeq and is a predicted model, not a curated record. Gene Ontology annotation, biological process: spermine biosynthetic process; spermidine biosynthetic process. Gene Ontology annotation, molecular function: adenosylmethionine decarboxylase activity. Lineage: Eukaryota; Metazoa; Arthropoda; Insecta; Diptera; Muscidae. Gene Ontology annotation, cellular component: cytosol.
AAAGAAUCCAAACAUAUUUGGGGAAAAAUCCCCAAUACUGACAACGCUGAUUACAGCUCCAAUACAAAAUAGCAGCACACAAUCAUAAGGAGCCGAAAUAGGGGAGCUAAUAGCCCAGAAACGAUACAAAAAAAAAAAACAAAAUAAACAAUAAAAAUCGAAAAACCCAUACAAAAAAGUCACCAAAAAAAUAUGAGAACUUAUUAUUCGGAGUAAACUAAAGCAGCAGCAGCAGCACAAGGCUAAAAGCACAAAAAACGGGGGGAGCGAGCAUAACAACUAACAUUGAGACGAGAUAAGACAGCUGCCAUCGGGCUCGGCGGACAGACAGGCACGUGUAAUCUUCUAUUUCUGUUCGAGACACAACACAGACAUCAUCAUUCAGCAUCCAACCAUUGUCAAGCAUGGAGGAGACCAAGCAUUAUUUCGAAGGUGUCGAAAAACUGGUGGAAGUGUGGUUUGCAGAUCCCCCCCUCAAUCCAGAUGAUGCUGACCUAAGGAAGAUUACCAAAGAGACCUGGGAUGGUCUGUUGCGAGCGGUCAAAUGUGAAAUUAUUAGCUUCACCAAAAACGAGGAGGUCGAUGCCUAUGUUCUCAGCGAGUCCAGUAUGUUUGUGUCCAAACGAAGAUGGAUUUUGAAGACUUGUGGCACCACAACACCUUUGAACUGUUUAAAACCAAUGAUGAAAUUGGCAGCCGAAAUGGGUUUUGUGGAAAUUACGGAUUUCUUUUAUUCGCGCAAGAACUUUGCCAGGCCAGAAUUGCAGCUACUGCCGCAUAGAUUGUUUUGUGAGGAAGUGAAAUUUUUGGACACCAUAUUCGAUGGCGGUCAUACCUAUUGUUUGGGACAAAUCAACAAAGAUUGUUGGUACCUCUAUACCCUCAGUCAUCCGGAAAGGGAACGAGAUGAUCGGCCGCUCAUUGAAAUACCCAAAGUUGAGAUGAAAGGUUUGUCGGAGCCGGAUCAGACCAUUGAAAUACUAAUGGAAAAGCUAGAUCCUCGCAUUAUGAAAAUAUUCACCAAAGAACUGUGCACGGAUGGCAAGGAUGCCACGGUGAAAAGUAAAAUUAAUGAAAUCCUACCCGAUAUGGUAAUCGAUGAUUUUCUCUUCGAACCCUGUGGCUAUUCCAUGAAUGGCAUUAACGGCCGUGGUGAAUACAUGACCAUACACAUCACACCCGAACAUGAAUUCUCCUAUGUUAGCUUUGAGAGCAACGUCUCCAUGAACAAUUAUACCGAUUUAAUAAAUCGUGUCAUCCAAACAUUUUUGCCAUCGAAAUUUAUUCUCACCAUCUUUGCCAAUAAGUCUUCCGAGGCUUAUGCCACCAUACGGGAAUUGGAGUAUAACGACUAUGGGGUCCAGUGGCAGAGAUCUGAAAUGCAAUGUUGUAACUUCCCCUCCUACAAUCUUUUGUUUGCCACCUAUACUGCAUGUCGAAAUCAAGGUGACGGUGAAGAGGAGAAGGGUGAGGGCAUGAAAUGUUAACGACGAGAGUAAACCUUAUACAAAGAUGCUAUAGCAGAGGAUAUUGUUAGUUACUAAUCUACUACUAUUACUACUACUACUACUAUGUGUAUGUAAUUUUGUUUUUAAUUUUUAAGUUAAUUUUAAAGAAACACAAAAACAAAAAUCAAAUUGUAAUUUUAAAAAACCGAAACUAAGCCGAAUAAAAUGUGACAAAAUUAAAGUCAAACUUUAGCGCAAA